GCUGCAUGGGCAGCAGAUCGGAGCGCACCAGAGCGUGGGUCGACUCUCCCAGAAGUUAGAUUCCCUCUGGAUAAGGUCAGUGUAUUCUAACUUUUAUGGUCGUGAUAAACGCAACAGACGUCUGGAAACAAGUGGAAAAGUGGACUUUUACCUUACACCCUGUGGAGUGCACGAGCUCAAGCCAACAUGGAGUCAAAUGGCGCAGUGGGGAAACACGGUUUGGAGGGAGAUGAAGAUCUACACUUCCUGCUGGCCGGUGGGGAGCUGAUCAAGGUCCGAUCCAGCAACUGGAAAAAGAUUCGCUACUACAAACUGCAGGAUGACUGCAAGACUCUGUGGCACCAGUCGCAUAAAGUCAUAAGAAAAAAGAAAACACUCACCAUCGAUGACAUUGAUUCAGUGCGAAAGGGUCGCCAGUCUGACGGUCUUCGUAAACACACCGAUCCCAGCGAGGAGGACCGCUGUUUCUCCAUCAUCUUGAAGGGUCACAAGAAAACGCUUGACCUGAUGGCUCACACCAAAGAAGACGCCAGCCAGUGGGUCAGGUGCCUGGAGAAGGUCAUGAACAACAUGCACAAGCUGAGUCGGCAGCAGAAAAGCGAGCAUUGGAUCAUCAACUGCAUGAGAAAAGCGGACAAGAACGAAGACAACAAGAUGAGUCUGAAGGAGGUGAAGCGCUUCCUGCGACACAUCAACGUAGAAGUUGACGACAACUAUGCAGAAGAGAUUUUCAGGCGAUGUGACAAGUCAAACUCAGGGACACUGGAGGACUCAGAGAUCAAGCACUUCUACGACCUGCUGACCUCCAGGGAAGAGAUCGAUGUCAUCUACAGUAACUACGCCCAGACUGACGGUCAGAUGAGCACCAGAGACCUGCUGACCUUCCUGCUGAAAGAGCAGCGAGAGAAUGCGACUGCGGCGGACGCUCUCGCUUUGAUUGAAAAGUAUGAGCCCGACACAGCAGCUAAAGAGAAGAGGCACUUGACCAAAGACGGGUUCCUGAUGUACCUCCACAACGAAGAGGGCUCAAUCCUCAAUCCGGGGCACAAGAACGUGUACCAGGACAUGACGCAUCCACUCAACCAUUACUUCAUUUCCUCCUCACACAACACCUAUCUGAUGGAGGACCAGCUCAAAGGGCCCAGCAGCACCGAGGCCUACAUCAAAGCUCUGAUGAAAAGUUGCCGCUGUGUUGAACUGGAUUGCUGGGAUGGUGCCAACGGAGAGCCGAUCAUUUACCACGGAUACACUCUGACCUCCAAGAUACUGUUCAGAGACACCAUUAAGGCUAUUAAAGACUUUGCGUUCAAAACAUCCGACUACCCAGUGAUCCUGUCCCUGGAAAACCACUGCAGCUUGGAGCAGCAGAAGCUCAUGGCUCAUCACAUGAUCUCCAUCCUGGGUGACGCUCUCCUCACAAAGCCACUCGGGGAAACAAUGCCGACAACCUUCCCCUCUCCAGAGGAGCUGAGAGGAAAAUUCCUCAUCAAGGGCAAACGCUUGAACAAACUGGAGGCAUUUUUCAACAACAACAACACCAUAGAGGACGACUCCGUGUCGGAGGAGGACGAGGCUGCAGAGCAGGAGAACGGGCAGAAAGCUAAAUCAAAGAAAUCAAAGAUCAAGCUUUCCAAAGAGCUGUCCAAUAUCGUCAUCUACUGCAAGAGUGUGCACUUCCACGGUUUCGAACAUGCGAGAGAAUCUCUGUCCUUCUACGAGAUGUCGUCCUUCAAAGAGAGUAAAGCCUUCAACCUGGCAAACUCCUCAGGCACCGCUUUCAUCCAUCACAACAUGGACAAGCUCAGCAGAAUCUACCCAGCUGGGUCCAGAACAGACUCGUCCAACUACAACCCAGUGCCCAUGUGGAACACUGGCUGCCAGAUCGUGGCGCUUAACUUCCAGACUCCUUCCAAGGAAAUGCACAUCAACCAGGGUCGAUUUUUGCCGAACGGAAUGUGCGGAUACAUCUUGAAACCGGAGUUCCAGAGAAAACCGUCCUCACAGUUUGAUCCAAACACACUGACUAAAGGCCCCUGGCUGCAGAAGAAGUUGUUUCAUGUCAUGGUGAUCUCAGCUCAACAGUUGCCAAAGAUCAACAAGGACAAAAGCAAAUCCAUCGUGGACCCACUGGUGAGGGUCGAGAUCCACGGUGUGCAAGCAGACUGUGCGAGCCAGGAGACACACUUCAUCGAAAACAACGGGUUUAACCCCAUGUGGAACGAGAACUUCACCUUCAAGAUCCAAGUCCCGGAGCUGGCCGUGGUGCGAUUCGUGGUGGAGGACUAUGACUCGACAUCUCAGAAUGAUCUGGUGGCACAGUACUGUCUCCCUGUCACCAGUGUGCAGAACGGAUAUCGCCAUGUUCCUCUGCUGACCAAGCGAGGUGAUGUCAUCGCCUCUGCCGGACUGUUUGUGCAUCUCAUGCUGCUGGACGAUAAGUAGUGGUGUCAACAGAAGACUUCGAGGUGCAACAUUGACGGACAGAGAUCAUUUUAUCGAAGAGAUAUUUAAUCUACAAGUUAUAAACAGAUGGAAACCCUCUAACGUGGUGUUUCGUGACUAAAAGACACACUUGUUCUAACCAUUCUAAAAGCUGAGGGGAUGCCAGUUCAGUACUGAGAGAGAAGUAAUUGCACUAAAAGAAAAAAUAAUAUGUCAUUGUGUAUUGUGCAUUGUUUUUUGUUUUUUUCCCCUACAUCAAAUGUAAUAGAAAAACUCACUAACUCACCCCAUUUUAGGGGAAACGAAAAGGUUUUUUGCUUUAAUUUUUUAAGAAUUGGUUUUAUUAUCUUCUCCAAAAAGUGCUAAUCUUGUUUUAGAAAAAAUGUAAAAAUGUAAUUGUCUAUUUACAGUGCAAGAGUGUCAGCCUCUGUCCUCGCAACUACAGCUGCCUUAUCACAACACCACCAUAAAACAAGCAGAAAUAUAAUUCAAUAAGCACCUUUUGUUCUGUACUACUGACAUUGUUUACGUCAUUUAUGAGCACUUUUUCUAAGUUUGAAGAAGUUAAAAGAAAACUGCUAGGUGCGAACUAUGACUGACCAACAGUACAUCCAGAACUAUGGGUUUUGGGGGGGUCAGAUCUGAGCUAAGGAACCAAACAUGCCUAUUAAAACAACUUUGUGGAAACUAAACUUUUAACAUCUUCAUCAUGUAUAUGUCCUUUAAUGGAUUUUGUAGAUCAGUGGCUUAUCAUGUCUGCUGUCUGUCAACAAUAAAACAAUCACACGACUCAGUCCGGUCUGAACUGUUGUUGCAAUCU
Molecule: messenger RNA, 3262 nt
Organism: Synchiropus splendidus (mandarinfish)
Lineage: Eukaryota; Metazoa; Chordata; Actinopteri; Syngnathiformes; Callionymidae
Gene: plcd1a
Product: phospholipase C, delta 1a
Exons: 15
Coding region: 187-2442 (751 amino acids)
Biological process (GO): lipid metabolic process; phosphatidylinositol-mediated signaling
Molecular function (GO): calcium ion binding; phosphatidylinositol-4,5-bisphosphate phospholipase C activity
Source: RefSeq, a predicted model, not a curated record